AUGAUGAUAAAAUUGUUACUGUCAUUAAUGACUAUCGGAUUUUUUCAAAACUCGUCUUACUGCUCGUCAAUUAAUGCGAUUAAUUUACGAGAUAAUAGUAAAUUUAUUUCAAAAUUACCUGACUCUACACUAAUUCGUAAUUUAGCAUUAAUCGGCUCUUAUCAAUCAGCUUCCGUAAGACCUAUAAAAUAUCUGCGUACAGAAAAUUUAACGAUAACAGAACAAUUGGAAGCAGGAUUACGUGUACUGGACGUCCAUUUCCGGCUUGUUGAUGAAAAAUUUAAACUAUAUUAUGGACCUACAUAUUUAUCUUAUACAUUUGAUGAUAUAUUAUCAGAAAUUAACGAGUUUAUGAUACAAAAUCCACGGGAAUUAAUAAUAAUGUUAAUGAAAGUAGAAUUUGAUCAUUUAUUAACGGAGUUCAAAGAGUGUAAUGUGUUAGAAAAUUAUAUAAAAAUAUGGCAAAGACGUGGAUUGUCAUUAAUUGGAAAAUGGUCACUAUUGGAAGACUAUAUCGGGGAACACCGCGGCCACGUGUUGCUGAGUCAUGUUGAUAGAAAUAAUUUUGAUGACUGCACAACUUACUUACCCUGCGUUGUACAAAACAAUUGGGAUGUUACGGACGUAGAAAAAAAAUGGCGACUCAUUGAAGACAACGAGGAAGAAAUGUUCAAUGGAUACUCGGUCAUUCAUUCCUGUUUUAUUAAUUAUUUAUCCAGCCUUAAUCCCUUGCUGUUUAUUGAUUCAUCAACUUCAUUAGAUGAUCCGACGGAUUAUUUAGACGUAGGACUAAAUAGAAUUGAAAAAAUUAACAGCAGAAUGGCUAAUUAUUUUCGUAACCCACAUUAUACUCUCGUUAUGAUUGUGACAGACUUUCCGAGUCAACUGUUGAUUGAAAAAAUUAUUGAUAGCAAUUUUAAUUAA
This is a messenger RNA of Microplitis mediator, 924 nucleotides long. Its product is annotated as 1-phosphatidylinositol phosphodiesterase-like. Bases 1 to 924 code for a protein of 307 amino acids. Gene Ontology annotation, molecular function: phosphoric diester hydrolase activity. NCBI's taxonomy places the organism in Eukaryota, Metazoa, Arthropoda, Insecta, Hymenoptera, Braconidae. The transcript has a single exon. Gene Ontology annotation, biological process: lipid metabolic process. The record is from RefSeq and is a predicted model, not a curated record.